Messenger RNA from Solea senegalensis (Senegalese sole), 3591 nucleotides. Its product is annotated as zinc finger and SCAN domain-containing protein 2-like. The record is from RefSeq and is a predicted model, not a curated record. Gene Ontology annotation, cellular component: nucleus. Gene Ontology annotation, molecular function: DNA-binding transcription factor activity, RNA polymerase II-specific; RNA polymerase II cis-regulatory region sequence-specific DNA binding. Bases 440 to 2041 code for a protein of 533 amino acids. The transcript is spliced from 4 exons. Gene Ontology annotation, biological process: regulation of transcription by RNA polymerase II. NCBI's taxonomy places the organism in Eukaryota, Metazoa, Chordata, Actinopteri, Pleuronectiformes, Soleidae.
AUCCCGGAAGUGUGGUUGUUUACGGAACGCAGCGGUACCUCAACAGAAAAGCACCUUGUCUUGUUCGAUUACGGCGAAAUCUGGAAUUUGCGCGUGCCACAAAGCAGCAUUCUGCUGUUGACAUAAACUCUAUGCAAGUAAAAUGUGGCAGUUUUAUGUCUCCGGUCGUUCAUCAUCAAAUGGUAGUUUUCAAAAAAAAUAUGCAGCGGGCUUGUUGGCUAAUACUGGCGUUAUAACGACGCUAUAGUUUGUUUUACAUAAGGUUCAGGGUAAUGAACACAACCACACUGUCAUUCUUAAUCAAUAGUCGCUAAAAUUGGGAGGUGAGAUUGAGAAAUUGACAUACAUUCAGCGUUGCUCUUGUUAAACACCGGUCCAGAGCUGUUUCCUAUUUUGUUUCCUGUGAACUGUCCACACUUGUCACGACAUCAUUGCCGUAAUGGCCGAUACUGUAGUGACAUUUCAGUCUCAGCUCUCCGGUGUCAUGGAGACAGUCUUCAAGGCUGCCAUGUACGAGAUUACCCGGCUGGUGGAGGAAAGUUUUUUGGAAGAGGUGACGCGGUGCAGGGAGCAGGUCGAGACUCUGAAGAGGCGACUGAGGUGGUCAGAGUGUCGACGCAAGGAAAGAGAGGGAGACAGGAGGCCGGGGCUGAGGUGCUCUGACUGCGGUAGAGUCGGGGUUUCUGAUGAGGAGAGACCCAGAGACACGGAGAGAAGCCUGAAACAAGAGAGUGUGCUGCAAGAGGGAAUAAGUGGCUCUCAGGGCACUGAAAAAGAGACAGCUGAUCAUGAAGUGGAUGAGUCUCCUGGUGUACAAGGUGAAAAUCUGGAUAGACUGUUAAAGGAGGAAGCCCUUCACAUCCCACCAGAAACCACUGAGUCUCAAGAGAGAUGGGGAAUUCAUUUGGAUGAAACGGAUACAGCAGGUGUGCCGGGGCCCAGUAAACGUUACAGUGACCAAAAGAUCCCAAAGUGCCAAGUGAACUGGGAAGCUGGCUUUGAGCAGAGAGUUCAAUCAGAGCAACAAGGACACUCAGGUGACCCAUCUGAACCUCUUUUCCAGAACCGAUACAGCAUGGAAGGCUUGGGCGACAUUGACAAGACUGGCUAUGACGAUGCCAACAUGAUAGAAAUGGGUAAUUUAGAUCAGUUACAAGGAUCACCAUCCCACCUGGGUGAGGAAUUGAAUUACAUGGGACAUUAUGAGGGGGAUGUAGAGGCACCUGAAGGAACUGAGCAUCAAAUGUACCAGACAGGUGGAGGUUCACCUGUUGGCUCACCCUCAAAGACUAACAUUGAUGUAGGUGGAGAAUUCAGCUGUUUAUUGAUUAAUGAGGAAGGAUAUCUACAAGACCCAAGUAUACUGUACUCAGGUGAUUCAGGAGGCAGAUUCCAGGGCCAGGGCUUUCAAAAUGACCAGUCUUUAGACGGCACCAAGGAUAUCUAUGGGGUCUCAGAUACAUACAGUGAUACCUUAAACCUCGGAGGGAGGUUACAGCAUCAGGCAGCUGGGAGAGGUGGUAGGAGACACACAUGUCAUCAGUGCUGCUUGUCGUUCCCAGAUUCCACCUCUCUUAAGGCUCAUAAACAGAUGCAUAAAGGCCCCGGACAAGGGUCACCAUACUCCUGCACCCAAUGUGGAAAGACAUUUACCCAAGCCUGUAACCUCAAAGUCCACCAGAGGAUUCACUCUGGUCAGGGGCUCCACCUUUGCAGCCAUUGCGGUAAAAGUUUCCCUUCCUUCUCUGAUCUUAAGAUGCAUAAAUGUGGCCGGACAGCUGACAAACCGUAUUGCUGCACCGUUUGUGGGAACAAGUUCAGCCGUCUCUGGAAUCUGAAGCUCCAUCGCAGAAUUCACACACAGGAAAAACCUCAUCGCUGCACAAUGUGCGAUAAGAGCUUCACACGGGCGGACAUAUUGAAGGUUCACCAGCGCACCCACACAGGGGAAAGACCGUACUGCUGUGCUGUCUGUGGUCUCAGCUUCAAACGACUAGAUCAUCUGAAGUCACACCAGCGAAAACACGUGCCAGCCCUUUAAAACUAGAUUUAAAGGGCUUCCCUGCAUUUUAAAGUUUGAGUCAAGAGUGUGACAUCAUUCAAAAUUAAUUUAAAAUAUUUAAAUGAAUGUUUGUAUUUGAGUCAUAGUUGUUUCUGUAUCACUAUCGCUACAACCCAAAGUGGUACCUUGUGGUCUGGUUAUUUUCUUUUCGCUGGUUGUAAUUCACAAACCAUAUAGUUGCUGAGGAAAGUGCCAGUCAAAAACAACAAACAUCUAUUUGUUCAAAAAAAUAAAACUGAAAACACUGCGUAGUAUCAUCCAUGUGACUACAUAACGGUUUCAGAAUGAAAGUAAAAGUUUGUUGCUGUAUUUCAUCAUUGUCUGUAAAUACCAAUUCAUGAGAUUCAAUCUCAAUUCUUUUUAUGUUUGUUUUUUUUUUUUUCAAUCAAGGCAUGUUUCUGAGAAUGCUCUUUUUUAUUAUAACACAAGACUUCUUAAAGACAAAGAUAUUUUUGCACUAUAAGGUGUAGAAUGGUAUAUAGAUGUCACUUAAACAUGGUCUCCAAGUGUCUACACAACACUAAGCAGUGGUUUACUUUUAAACAGUAAAGAAUAUCUCCCCAGAGUGUAUAAAGCCUUAAAAUAAAAUUCUAGCAAGUGUGGCCCAUGUGACAAAAGGACAAGCAAUGGUUCUUGAAAAAUACUACAGAAAAACUGGCAAAGUAACGCAUAAGUACAGCAGAAACUAAUGAUAUAUGCACUGUAUAUUUGAAUUUAUUUGGCUUCAGUACCUAAGCAGACCAAAUAGAUAUGAUGCAUAUUGUUAAUUUGACCAGCAAAUCAGAAAAGAUGUUUGGGGAGCAUAAAUGUAAAAUAACUGGGAGGAGUAACAGUGGAGACACCAGGUCAGCAUGAUCAAGAGUUUGGAGGGUAAGAAGUACUCCGGAACUAGCAGUCAGCGAUAUUUCUAUUGAUCUACACCCUUUAUAGUAUCUUUACAAUCUGACCAAUCUGUUCAAUGCAAAAGGAGACUUACUUGUAACUUUUGCACAAGAAAUCAACAGUUUGCAAUUAAGAGACAUCAGUGGCGGAGUUUAAAAUAAAGACCAAGAUUAAAUACUUAAGUGAAAGAAAGUGAAGUCACACCUGGAAGAAAAAUGGACACAGUGUAGGAGAUAAAUGAAUUCAUUAAAUAAACUACAGAAAGCACUCUAUCUUGCCCUGCAUCAGGGUCCAUUACAGUUGCUCACUGACAAUACACAAUGCACCUAAAUCACAAGGUUAACACAAUUUUUUAAAAACAAUCCUGAAUCAAACAUUAUUAGUAGGGACAAGCCCUGACUGGUGAAAUGUACCUACUCAAUAUAAUAUGGUGAGUGUGGAUGUUAGACAUAAACCUGGCCCCUGUAUAAAAUGCAGCUCUUAAAAAAAGAGUCUUAAAAGAAGAAGGGAAAAAAAUCCUAAUCACUGUGCAAAAGGUUACAGGGAAAUGAAAUUAUAUAAAAAGUAAUCGGACUACAUUCUAUGCUGCAUAUAUUUGGGUCAGUGACAAAAAAGUGACUUAAUGGUGGUGAGUUUGGUACUUUUUA